Molecule: messenger RNA, 2797 nt
Organism: Gossypium raimondii (Peruvian cotton)
Lineage: Eukaryota; Viridiplantae; Streptophyta; Magnoliopsida; Malvales; Malvaceae
Product: G-type lectin S-receptor-like serine/threonine-protein kinase SD2-2
Exons: 1
Coding region: 116-2698 (860 amino acids)
Biological process (GO): protein phosphorylation; recognition of pollen
Molecular function (GO): protein serine/threonine kinase activity; ATP binding
Source: RefSeq, a predicted model, not a curated record
CGAAUCCAACUUAAUGCUCUGCUUUACUAAUUCCCACCUACAGCCUUUGUUACAAGAACCAACUCUUAUCCUUUAAUUUCAGACCAAACACUAUAAGCUCUCAAACCUUUGUUUCAUGUCUUCUCUUUCCUUCAUCUUCUUCCUUUUACUCCUUUCAUUUCACACCCAAAAUGCAAUCUUUGUCACUAAUUCUUCACCAAAUGACCCUUCUUCAAAACCCCCCCUUUUAAAUGAAGAAACAUUGAAAACCAGUUCCCAAGCUACAAAAAUGGAGUCCACUGUUGUGAUUCUCAAAGGAAACGCAACUGUUCUUAGCGUUAACCGCACUUUCGAACUGGGUUUUUUCACCAUAAAUGGUGAGUCUGAUUGGUAUUUAGGAAUUUGGUACUCUUCUAUCCCGACUCAAACCCGGGUUUGGGUUGCGAAUCGUGAAAAACCCAUAAAAAAUAUCACCGGAUCUUCACUGGAAAUCACCGGAACGGGGCGGUUGGUGGUGAAGGAAUCGCCGGAUUCCGUCGUUUGGCAGAGCGACAACGUUGAAAAAGCGAAAAGGUUUGUUUUUUUAGAGACUGGGAAUCUCGUUUUGUAUUCUUCAAAUGGGUUAAAAGUAUGGCAAAGCUUUGAUUUUCCGACGGAUACGUGGUUGCCUGGCAUGAAUUUAACCGCCCAGCAAGCUUUAACUUCAUGGAAGAGCUCGUUCGACCCAUCACCGGGGCUUUUCUCUUUGAGGCUAAAUCCUCAAUUGUUCAACGAGUUCGAGCUCGUUCAUAAUUUGAUCAAUGUGUAUUGGUCUACCGGAAACUGGACCGGAAAAGCUUUCGUCGAUGUCCCGCAAAUGACAAUCCCGUACAUUUACAACUUCCGUUUCUCCGACCCUUACUUGCCGACGGCGUCGUUUGGGUACACGGAAAGAUCGUUAGACGGCAGUGUUGAACCGCCUUUGACGAGGUUCCAGGUUGAUGUCAACGGGCAGCUGAAACAAUACACAUGGUCGGCGGAGACAGAGAGUUGGAACAUGUUUUGGUCGGUGCCGGAGGAUAAGUGUGGAGUCUACGGUUUGUGCGGCGAUUUCGGGUCUUGUCUUGUAAGUACAACGUUAAAACCUUGUGCUUGUGUUAAUGGAUUUAGGCCUUUUAAUGAGAAAGAGUGGGGAUAUGGGGAUUUUACCGGUGGUUGCCGGCGAGAAAGUGGUUGUCUUUGUGCUGAUAAUGAUGGGUUUAAUGAAAUAGGUGAUGUGAGGUUUGAUGGAGGGAAAACGGUGUCGUUUCAAGGUACUAGGAGUAUUUGUGAAAAGUCUUGUUUGAGUAAUUGUUCUUGUAUUGGAUUGUAUCAUAACGAGGGGUCUAAUACAUGUAAUAAUGUUUAUGGGUCUUUGUUGAAUUUGAGAAAUUCAAGCUCUAAUGGUUUAAAAAAGGAUGUGUUUUACAUUAGGGUUCCGAGAGGAAUUAUGAAGAAAAAUGUGCAUAGAACUAUGGUUUUCGUUGGUAGCAUUGUUGGGUCCAUUGUUGCUUUAGGGUUCAUGGCAAUGAUUUUUUUGGUUUUUAAAAAGAUAAUAGAUUACAAGAGGAAAGAUAGAUAUGAUGACGAUGGUGUUUGCCCCGGGUUGAAUCUCAAGGUAUUCACUUAUAAAGAACUCAAUGGUGUGACUCGAGGGUUCUCAGAGAAACUAGGUCAUGGUGGAUUCGGGGUGGUCUUUCGAGGCGAGUUAUCGGAUUCGACUCUUGUUGCUGUUAAACGCCUUGAAAGGCCGGGGAGUGGUGAGAAAGAAUUUCGGGCCGAGGUGUGCACUAUAGGCAACAUUCAACAUGUUAAUCUUGUGAGACUCAGAGGGUUUUGUUCUGAGAAUUCUCAUAGAUUGUUGGUUUAUGAUUACAUGCCUAAUGGUCCUCUGAGUGCAUUUUUAAUCCCGGAUAGUCCUAAUUUGUGUUGGGAUGUGAGGUUUCGGGUGGCGGUUGGCACUGCAAAGGGCAUAGCAUAUUUGCACGAGGAAUGCAGGGAUUGCAUCAUUCAUUGCGAUAUCAAACCCGAAAACAUUCUCUUGGAUAGUGAUUACAUUGCGAAAGUAUCGGAUUUUGGAUUAGCAAAGCUUGUUGGAAGGGAUUUUAGUAGGGUAUUAGCUACAAUGAGGGGUACUUGGGGCUAUGUUGCUCCGGAAUGGAUAUCCGGUAUGGCUAUUACACCAAAAGCUGACGUUUAUAGCUAUGGGAUGACAUUGUUGGAAAUAAUCGGCGGCCGUAGAAACGUGCAAGCACCACAAUCCGCAGGAAAUGGCAAUGCAUUCAAUGAAGGAAGGGAUGGAGAGAAAUGGUUUUUCCCUCCAUGGGCCGCACGUCGAAUAAUCGAGGGCAACGUAGCCGCAAUCGUGGAUAGUAGACUUGGUGUUGCAUACAAUUUAGAGGAGGCCAAUCGUCUUGCAUUGGUAGCAGUAUGGUGUAUACAAGAUGAUGAGGAAAUGAGGCCUACAAUGGGCAUGGUAGUAAAGAUGUUAGAAGGAGUGGUGGAAGUGACCAUCCCUCCACCACCAAAAUUAAUACAAGCAAUAGUUGCAGGCGAAUCUUAUCACGGAAUUGGAACAAAUUCUGGCAUGUCAAAAGUCAAUGGAUGCUCCGACUACAACGUUGGGUUUUCAAGUGCUGGUUCACGAUCAUCUCUUAGUAACCUCUCUUCCCCGUUGGAACCAAAAUUCGGUGAAGUCUAAUCGAAUGAUAAAUGUAGUUCCAUACUAGUAACUCAUGUAUGGGCUUCAACAACAUUAAAAUUCCCAAAUUUUUGUUCAAUGAAUCACUAAUUUCAACUU